Chiloscyllium plagiosum (whitespotted bambooshark) is the source of this 4317-nucleotide messenger RNA. RefSeq names its product caveolae associated protein 1b (gene cavin1b). Gene Ontology annotation, cellular component: cytoplasm; caveola. Gene Ontology annotation, molecular function: rRNA primary transcript binding. The record is from RefSeq and is a predicted model, not a curated record. Gene Ontology annotation, biological process: transcription initiation at RNA polymerase I promoter; termination of RNA polymerase I transcription. NCBI's taxonomy places the organism in Eukaryota, Metazoa, Chordata, Chondrichthyes, Orectolobiformes, Hemiscylliidae.
UGUCCUUUUAAGCUUGCAAAUUCUUUUUGGACACUUCUUGAGCAGCUGUGCAACUGGAGUGAAAGCAAACACAUAUGCUCUCAUCUCUCUCUCUCUUUCUCUUCACUCACUGGCUUACGUCCCAGCACAACGAGCCUGAGCUCAGUUGGUAUUUUUAAUCCCAGUUUGACAUUUCUAACCAUGGCAGACUCCAUGCAGACUGAAGAGCAGGAGAGUCCUGAGGUUCCCGAGCCACAGGAGCAAGAUGAAACCACCCCGAAACAAGAGCCCCAGUUCAAUGGGGUCCUGGUACUCAGCCUCCUGGACAAAGUGAUGGGCAUGGUCGACAAGAUCCAAACCAGCCAGCAACAGCUGGAGCAGCGGCAUCUGGAGAUGGAAACCGCCGUGUACCACAUCCAGAACGAGCUGAGCAAGCUGACCAAGUCACACGCCAACGCCAGCAAUAGCGUGGACAAGAUGCUCGAAAAGAUCCGAAAAGUCAAUGUCAACGUGAAGACCAUCAAGUACAGUAUGGAGAAGCAAGGCGCACAGAUCAAAAAACUCGAGGCGAAUGAAGCCACGCUACUGAAACGGAAUAACUUCAAAGUAAUGAUUUACCAGGACGAAACACCAAUGCCUGCAAGACUAAGCCUGAGCAAAUCUGUAAAAGAACACAUGAAAGCACCAGAAGGAAGUGAGGAAGGAAGAGAACUUGCGAUCAACGAGAACCAUCCUGAAGGUGAAGCAAUCUCUCUCUCCUCUGAUGAAGAGGUGGAACUCGAAGUCAUUGAAGAGGAGACAACUGCAAUCCGCCUGAAAAAAAGCAGCAUGAAACGUGUGGAUGAGUUCAAAAAGGCAUUCUCCAAAGAGUCGGUGGAAAAGGCUAAGCAAAGGACAAGGGAAAACCUAGAGAAGACCAAGAUGAAAACCAAGCAGAAUAUGGAGAGGACCAGACAAGCAACAAGGGAAAACCUGCAAAAGACAAAGCACAACUUUGAAAAGAAGAUGAACAAGCUUGGCAACAAGAUAGUAACACAAGAAAGGAGAGAGAAGUUGAGAGACUCACGAGCAAGACUGAAGAAGUCCUUUACACCGGAUCAUCAGAAAACAGCAAGGUGUCGGACAACUGUCUACAGAAUUCCGCCAUUUACAUUUUGGGUUAAGAAGAUGAGAGAUGGAGAUGUGGUGGUCCAAGAGGUGGAGAUGAUGGAAGGCCAGGGAGAGGAACACAUGACAGAAAAUGAAGACAACACUGAGCUCCUCAUUGAAGAAAUCCCUGAGGAAUCACUGGAGGAAGAUAGAGAUUCAGAGGAGACCGAACUCCUGCUGCUUCAGAAAAGAGGAGUAGAGUAAUGACUUUAUUUCAUGGAUGUGAUGUCACGUCACUCUUGCUAGUUGGCUAAAGCAAAUAAGCUGAAGUGGAAGAGUGAAAUGUUUCGGCAAUAGUUGAUUGUUAAAGUAUGGGUAAAUUAAGAAAUGACUUUUAUGCAACCUGAUAAUCUUAGUCCUGGUUCCAGCAACGUGUGGUCAGCAAACAUUGCUCUGAUUAAAUAAAGCAAGCUGUAUCCUCUUCCCUGGUAAAAUUCUGAACAGAAUUUAAUGUUCAAAUCAUUGCAAUUUGAAGAAUCAGCCUUCUAAAUGUACACUUAUGUGUUUUUAAUCUAAAAUUUUGAACACAUUAAAUAAUAAUUCGACAUGAAGGGCAUCAAUGUUGUUUUCAAAGAAAAUUCAUGCUUGCUUUCCAAUCUGAUAUGAAAACUUAUAAUUUUGAAGAUUUUAAUUGGGGAGAAGCUUGUAUAUAAUGAAAAUUUUUAAAGGUAAAGACAUUUUUUCAACUAUUAUGAAGAUUAACACAAGUCAUCGUCAAUCAGAGUUGACUUUCUUUUAGGAUUCAUAAUCUUAUUUUGUUAAUUAGUUACUUUCCCAAGCAACGUAAAAUGUGAUAUUGUACUGGCUGACUCUAUCAAACAAUGACAAACUUAAUCUCAGCAAUAUUCAUAAAGCUCGGUGAAAAGUGAGAUGUUAUUUGCCUUUUCCAGUUGGCAACAAAUAUUAUUAAGUCUAGAACAUUGCCAUCCAGAACUAAAUCAUCAAGCAGCAAUGCAGAAUAAAAUGUAGCUCAAUAGCCUUUCUAACCUAAGUUUAGAGUACAUUAGCUUGUUGUAACAAAUAGUAAAGAACAAAUAGACAACACAGGCCAGGGUGUUAAAGGCUAAAUUAACGUUGUUAUAAGCCAGGAAUAGACUUGGCACAUUAGGAUGUGAAAAGAAGGCCAGAGAAUGGGGAAUGAUUCCGAAGAUUAUUAUGCAUCAUAUUACUAUGGCAAUGGAACUUCUUAAAAGUAAAACAAAAUGUUGCUCUUGCCAACAAGUGAGAAUGAGACGUUGUAUGGCAUCAAUGCUUUUUGUCUAUAAAAAAUGAAACAUGUUCACAUUGCUGGCGUAUCAAUUACAUGGCCUACCUUACCUUUGCAGUUUUGUUUAAUUUGCUUUCAUACACAGUAACCAUAGUAAUAGGCAGAGGUGUAAUGCAUUGCAUGUUACAGUCAUUAAAACUGCAUCACUCUUGUAUAAUAAAUCCUUGUACAAUUUAUAUACAUUCUGACAUCAGUUUCCUGUUAGCAGCUACUUACAAGUCAUAGACGUUAUUUGAUGCUUUGUGGAAUUAACCUUUUAAUUGCUGCAAAGCAGAUUUUGCACCAUAUCCAAAUACCUUUAAACAUAUUCCUUCAGUCUAUAAUUUUGCAGCAUUUAAUCAUACUGUUUUUAAACUGCAUUCAGAAAUAUACAAGGCUAUUUUGCAUUUAUUUAGAAUCUAUUAAAAAUCUUAUAUCUACAUAUACCGUUGUCUUUUUGCUACUGUAAAUUCAUUUGUAUACAUUUUUAAUGGGAACACCACCUCUAAACCUGUCCUAGUGGAAUAACAUCCUCCCACCACUAGAAGCUUUGUGGUAACAUUUUUGUCAGAGACCUCCAAUCACAGCAUGACAAGUUCACAUUGGCAGUGCCCAUUAUAGAUGUAGACAACACAAGUUAUAGCAAAAAUAUAAAACUAAACACAAAAUAUAUAACUUCAAAAUGACGACUGAAUUACAACUAUACUCUGUCAUUAAACUACCUGCUUCCCAUAACAGGGUACAGGUAAUGCUCAGUCUUGUCUGAAUAUGUGUAACACCCUAAGUAAGCUUUUCCCAAACAAAUUUAGAAGCAGGGCAUAUGUGAUCAUUAAACCUUGAAAUUAUACUGGACAAUAUUUACAGAUGAAAACUUAGUGUUUUUCAUAUGAAAUUCUGUUGUCUGCUAAUGUAAUUAGUUCAAUUGUUUUUAAGUCAUUGGUUAUUUUCUGUGCUCAAAUAACAGACAAAGAAAUUUUACACAAAUUUAUGAAAUUCUUAAAGCCAAUACUGUGCAAUUUAAUUUCAAUGUUGAUAUUUCAAAUGUUGAUUUAGCUUUGAUUCCACGAACAGAAACUUCUGCUGGUAUUCUAUGCUAUUUGGAAGUAGAUAGUUACAGUAUUUUGGAAUUAUAUAUUUUGUGACUUGUAAAUAGCAAACAUGUUCCAAGCAUAAUAUUUGAAAAAUGCACAAAAACUUAUUUAGCAUAUAAAAGCUUUCUGCCUGUUGGGAAUAGUGUCAUAUCAUAAUGUUAAAGGAAUUGGAAAAGGCCAUUAGGGCUAAUGUGUCUGACCCAAAUAAAUAGGUCAAACAGACGCAGCUCUCACCAUAUGUCACAUUCUCACCCCUCCAACCUUUCCAAAAGCAAGCCCAACUGUCUUUUGUUUCAUUUAUACCGUCAGUUUCAAUGGUCUUUACUAAUCCAUAAUAUACCUCCUGUUGACCACUUUUCUGUUAAUGCAUAACUGAUAUACAGAGACGCUUUGAUAUCUCUUUGCAUCUUACAAAUUCUCAUUUAAAAUUAGAUUAUUUUUAUGGAUCUAUAUUUUGACUUUAUUUCAAUCCAGUCAUGUCCGAAUGCAAAGCAAUACUAGCUGCUCCAUGCUUAUAGCAGGUGCCUUACAGCAAAAUCCAAAUUUCCAAAGUGUACAUUUCCAACAAGAGUCAAUAGCAAUCUGAAUGCAAACCAAUAACAUGUACUGGGAAAAAGUAUAACUGUAUCCUAAAGAUCAGCAUGAAGCAAGAAAACAGACAUAUAAUAUCUGUAUGAAACAAACAUAUAGAAAAACAGAACUGAUAUUUAGCUUACACUUUUUUCAAUACAACAGCAGUGUUUAUGAAUAUACACUUCACAGCAGAUUUUAAAUCUUUGCCUUCUAUAUAUUGUAUUUUUCAUGUGGGCAAACGCUUAACAAUUCAUAAUAAAAACAGUCUCAUAUACAAGA